CCAUUAGUUUCCUCUCUCUCUCUCUCUUCUCCUUCUCGUUCUGUGCUCAGCUGUUCACUGCUCAGGUUUUUCAGUCCCGGAAGGACAACAAUCGACGUCAAUGGCUAGAGGAACUUCACAAUCUCAGGCUUCUUCGUCUUCUCCGGCGUCCCGGCCGGGUCUUAUGGCGCCGCGUGGUUCUGCGGCAGCAACCGCCGGGAUGCGGCGGCGGAGGUUGGGUGGUGGUGGUGGUGGUGGUGGCGGAGGAGGAGGAGGCGGGUCCGGCGGAUUCGGUGGUGGCGGGGGCGGAAGCAACAUGUUGAGGUUCUACACAGAUGAUGCCCCGGGCUUGAAGAUCACUCCCACUGUCGUCCUUGUCAUGAGCCUCUGCUUCAUCGGCUUCGUUACUGCUCUCCACGUCUUUGGCAAGCUCUACCGCUACAGAUCUGGUCCUGGUGCUUGAUUUUAACCUUCUCCAAUUCCCCCUUCUUACCCUUGAAUCAAACUGACUUGGUUCGGUUUCCCGAUUGCUGGCUCUUCCAAUUCUGCAGAUUUUGGCUCUGUUAAAUUUCUGUCGAUGUUGUCCAGCUCUUUUGCUUGUUUUAACUUUUUUUAGUUCUUAGAAUAUAUCUAUUUUCCUCGUAACUUACCUCUGAAAGAGACGAGGAGUUUUGUUUUGUGUUUUAUCCUUCAUCCCUUCAUUUUCUUCUUGUUGUAUUUGCAUUGAGCUAAUCAUUUCUGAUGGGUGGGUGGAUGAUCCACUGUUUAUGAGCUUUUAUUUUGUUU
Telopea speciosissima is the source of this 765-nucleotide messenger RNA. Its product is annotated as protein transport protein Sec61 subunit beta-like. NCBI's taxonomy places the organism in Eukaryota, Viridiplantae, Streptophyta, Magnoliopsida, Proteales, Proteaceae. Gene Ontology annotation, cellular component: Sec61 translocon complex. The transcript has a single exon. Bases 101 to 442 code for a protein of 113 amino acids. The record is from RefSeq and is a predicted model, not a curated record. Gene Ontology annotation, biological process: intracellular protein transport.